AUGAAAUGUUCAGAGCCUGAUUUCUUGUCGAUUAGAGAAAAGUCAUGUUUCGAGCUUGAAGAUGGUCAAUUUAUCGUAAAAGUCGGAUUAAUUAAUAAUUUAAAUUAUUUACUUGAUUUUUUAAAGCAACAACAAAACAAAAUAAGUGAAGAUAGUUAUAUGGAUGUAGAUUCAAACUUAACAUUCGAUUUUAUUAACAAACAUCCAUUGUUAAAAAACUUGGUUCAUUGGUAUCAGCGAAUUGGAAGUGAAGGUGUUACUAAUACAGACAAAAAUGGUUUUUUAAUAGAUUUUAUUAAUACUAUUACUAAUAAUUUCACAAAAUCAAGCAAUCAUUUUCAAUACAGUGACAAAAUCAAGGACUUCGCUUUAUGUUUAUAUAUUUUAGGUGGAAAAUUAACGUAUGAAUUUAUUCGAUUAAAUAUACCCGGCUCUUUACCAAGUUUAACAAUGUUGACUAAAUUAAUUUUAAAUUCAAAUUUAAAAAUUAGUGAAGCAGAAUUUCGAUUCGAUCAGCUUCAAAAACAUUUUGAGAAUCUGAAUCUUCAAUAUGCAUUCGGUUCUGAGGAUGCCACUGGUGUUAUUAAAAAAAUAAAAUAUGAUUCAAUAACAAAUAAAUUUAUUGGAUUUCCUACGCCACUUGAGCAUGGGGUACCAAUUAAAGAAUAUUAUCCCACUGAUUCAUUGGAUACAUUGAAGUUAUGGUUCAAUUCAAUUGAUAAAUCAUCGUUAUUAAAUGUACAUAUGAUUCAACCAGUACAAUCAACGACUCAAAACACAAUUCCAAGUCCUUUUUUACUAUCAGCAUAUGGUAUUGAUAAUACGGCUACAGCGAAUGAUAUAUUACAAAGAUGGUGGCAUAUAUUCAAUCAGUGUUUACAAAGAAAUAUAAGAAUUAUUGGUUUUUCUACUGAUGCUGAUGCUAAAUAUGUACGUGCUAUGCGAUUAAUGAGUGGAGUUUUUGCAUCUCUUCCAAAUUUUCCAGUUCAUCAACAUCAACAAGCUUUUACAGUAAAAUUAAAAUCACGUUGGCCUUGGUUUUUUUUACGCGAACAACAACUAUUAUUAUUUUUUCAAGAUGCGACACAUCUAGCUACGAAAUGGCGUAAUCGUUUAUUAUCGUCUACAGCUGAAUUACGUCUUGGUGACCAAUCGAUAUCGAUCAAUCAUUUAUAUAGCAUUAUUGAUAAUGGAAAAUUUACUAAAAUUGAUCAUGGCUUGACGAAAUCUGAUAUUAAUCCUAAAGAUCGUCAAAAUUUUAGUUCUUGUGUAAAAUUAACAUCUGAUGAUCUAUUUAAAAUUUUAAAAGACAAUGCUGAUACUCAUGGAACCUUGAUUUAUCUACAGAUGUUAAAAAUGAUUAUAAUGGCUUAUAUUGAUAAAAAAACAACGAUUGCUGCGCGUGAGUAUGCUUUUUUUUCAUGUUGCUUGAGUCUUCGAUCUUCUUGGUGCGUUGUAUUUUUCUGUCGAAUAUGGUUAACAUGGAUCAAAUUGAAAACAUUCAAUACAACACAAUUCUCAGAAAAAAACAAAAGCAGAUAUUUUAUCACUAGACCAGCGUAUUUGUCCGUGGAAAUAAAUGCACAUAAUUUAUUAUAUUUAAUUUUACUUGUUCAACAAAAACAACUACCACCACAAUCAUUACAUAUUCAUACUUUUAGCUCGCAAGCCUGUGAAUCAAUUUUUCGAAACACGCGCGCAUUAAGUGGAGUCUAUUCAACUAUAGUCAACUUCACUGUACAUGAUUUUUUACGACGUGCUCAAAGAUUGUCACUACUUAAUGAUAUUAAAUUCAAGCAUUUAAAUGAUAGAUCAGUUAAUAAUUUAGUAUUUCCAGUUCAUUACAAACAUCGACAUGAUCAUCAAUCAUUAGCUACACAAAGUCAAAGAGAGGUCGAUCUAAUAGAUGUCGAACAAAUCAUUACUGAGGCUUAUCAUGAAGCAAUUGAUAUGCUUAGUGGCUUAGAAAUAUUGAAUUUACUGAACGAUAAAAAUGUUCUUGGCUUAAAACCAUUAAGUGAAUAUGUAUUUAAACAGUUAAAUUCAAAUUCAAAGAUGUACGACUACUCAUCUCAACUCAGCCAUAUGGAUGAUGGAGAAUUUGAAAUCGAUGAUGAUGAUGAUGAUGAUGAUAAUGAUGAAGAUAAUAGAACAGCAGCUGAUCUUAAUAUUAAUGAUGGUUUUUCCUCAAAUGAUGAUUACGAUGAUGAAGAUGAACAAGAUGAUACGCGAAAUUUAAUAAAUACAACAAAAGAAGAAUUUUCGGGAAUGAAAGUCCUUAAUACGGUUCAGUCUCACAUAGAAAAUUCUUAUUUUAAAGUUAAAAUCAAUGAUGAUACAAAAUAUAUGCAUAAACAAACUGCUUGUUGGCUAUUAACCGGCGAAAAAAUUGGAGGAGUUCCAGAAUUAGUUAAAGAAAUUCCGAAAUUACUUGGAGGAAUUUCGGAAUUAGGUUGGAGGGAUUCCGGAAUUGGUGGAACUGAUUCCGCGGGCGGAACUGGUUCCGGAAUCUGCAACAUUGCGGAAUAG
This is a messenger RNA of Rotaria sp. Silwood2, 2529 nucleotides long. Lineage: Eukaryota; Metazoa; Rotifera; Eurotatoria; Philodinida; Philodinidae. The record is from the annotation of a GenBank genome assembly.